GGAGGGGAGCAUGGCGAAUUGGGUGGUGGAGAUCGACAAGGAACUCGGGAACAUCGACCGGGCACGCGAGAUCGAGCAAUGGAACAAGCGGUCGAUCUACAGGGUACCGGCCUGCAUCAAGGUGCUGAACCCUAAGGCGUACCAGCCGCAGGUCGUGUCGUUCGGGCCGUACCACCACGGCGAACUGGACGUGGCGCCCAUGGAGGAGCACAAGCGGCGGGCGCUGCUGCACUUCCUGAAGCGGUCGAAGCGUCCGCUGAAGGAGUUCGCGGACGCGAUGGAGGCGGUGGCGGGGCAGCUGCGGGAGGCGUACGAGGGGGUGGGGGACAAGUGGCGGGACGAGGAGAAGUUCCUGAGUCUGAUGGUCACCGACGCGUGCUUCAUGCUGGAGAUCAUGCGGGCGGCGACGGCGACGGCGAGCGGCGGCGGGGGGCCGAACGACGACGACUACGCGGUGAACGACCCGGUGUUCAGCAGCCACGGAAUGCUGUACCACGUGCCGUACAUAAAGCGGGACAUGCUGAUGCUGGAGAAUCAGGUGCCGCUGCUGGCAUUGGACGUGCUGCUCACCAUCGAGAGUGGCAAGCCGGCGAAGCAUGAGCACGUGAAUAAGCUGGUGUUGAAGUUCUUGGGACCACCGAACGCGCGGGCCUUGACGUUGGCCGGGCUGGGCCUCCACCCCCUCGACGUAUUCCGCCGCAGCCUGCUGCAUUUGGGAGGGUCAUCGAUGCGGUCGAGUGCCGGCCCCCCCGACGAGGGGUCGAGCGAGGUGAUCCGGUCGGCGGUGGAGCUGUACGAGGCCGGGAUCCGUUUCCAGCCGAGCAAGAGCAACAGCCUGCAGGACAUCCGGUUCCACCGCGGCGUGCUGAGCCUACCGGUGAUCGUGGUGGACGACUCCACCGAGUACAUGUUCCUGAACCUGAUGGCGUUCGAGCGGCUGCACGUGGCGGCGGGCAACGAGGUGACGGCCUACGUCUUCUUCAUGGACAACAUCAUCGACUCGGCCAAGGACGUGAGCCUGCUACACUCGAAGGGCAUCAUCCAGAACGCGGUGGGCAGCGACAAGGCCGUGGCGAAGCUCUUCAACAGCCUGUCCAAGGACGUGGUGCUGGACCCGGAGAGCAGCCUCGACGAGGUGCACCGCCGGGUGAACAAGUACUGCCGGAAGAGCAUCAACAUGUGGCGGGCCAACCUCAUCCACACCUACUUCCGUAGCCCCUGGGCGUUCCUCUCCCUCGCUGCCGCCAUCUUCCUCCUCGUCCUCACCGUUCUGCAGACUGUCUACACCAUCGUCCCCUACUACCACACCGACGCCGCCCCCUCUCCUCAGUGACUUAAGAGAAUUAGAUCCUGAGACUUUGGCCUGUGUGUUUGGUUGUGUUUUUGUUUUUCUGAUUCGUUUUGCAUUUUUCUUUCUUUUCUUUAAUUAAUUUGAACGUGUGAGAUUUUUUUUUUUUUUGGGAGUGAGCGUGCUCGUAUUUGCAAGGAAUUCGGGUUCUUCGGGUUGAACAAUGAAUAAAAAAAACAGAGGUCAGUUAAAAAUUAAUUUAAUCAGAGUAUUUCCAUU
Messenger RNA from Zingiber officinale, 1567 nucleotides. RefSeq names its product UPF0481 protein At3g47200-like. The coding region runs from base 11 to 1333 and encodes 440 amino acids. The record is from RefSeq and is a predicted model, not a curated record. The transcript is spliced from 2 exons. Lineage: Eukaryota; Viridiplantae; Streptophyta; Magnoliopsida; Zingiberales; Zingiberaceae.